Messenger RNA from Danio aesculapii, 1385 nucleotides. It is a transcript of the gene morn3, whose product is annotated as MORN repeat containing 3. The coding region runs from base 95 to 856 and encodes 253 amino acids. The record is from RefSeq and is a predicted model, not a curated record. Lineage: Eukaryota; Metazoa; Chordata; Actinopteri; Cypriniformes; Danionidae. The transcript has 6 exons.
UCGAGAUCGACCAUUGCUUGACAAUUAAAGUUGUUUUUCGUAUAUAAAUGGUUGAUUUAAGGGUACUAAAGUGGUCUGGACAAUAAAGUGCAGUAUGCCUUAUGUGAAAAGACCCCAGACCACAGAACCACUAGUGAAACUUUGGGACAGAAAGGCUCAAAAAUGUGGACUUCAUCACACGGUGUAUUCCGUCAGUGGAGAUCAAUACACGGGCGAAUGGAUGGAUAAUAAGAAGCACGGAAAGGGAAAGCAGGUUUGGAAGAGAGCAGGAAUAGUCUAUGAUGGAGACUGGAGGUGUGGAAAGCGGGACGGGUUUGGAACCCUAAGCAGGACGGACCCUGAAACCAAAGACUAUACGAGGGUUUAUGUCGGGUCUUGGAGGAAUGACAAGAAGGAAGGUGCUGGGUCAUAUUUCUACAGUGCGUCUGCAUUCUAUGAGGGCCAGUGGAGUGGAGAUCAGAGGAGCGGAUGGGGACGAAUGCAGUAUGAGAAUGGAGAGCUGUAUGAAGGAGAGUGGCUGAGGGACAAACAUCACGGGGAGGGCUUGAUUUUACUAGCUAAUGGAAACCGCUUUGUGGGCACCUGGAGUGAUGGGAAGAAGAACGGACAUGGCCAGUUGUUCUUCCUGGACCGAGGGCAGCUGUACGAAGGGUUCUGGGUCGACGAUGUUGCUAAAUGUGGAAGCAUUUCUGAUGUCGGAAGAGAAACAGCAGUCAGACCGACAGUCUAUCCCAUUCCUAAGGUUUGCCUACAGGACCCACAGGCUGUGCUGAUAGACGCACAGGCAUAUUUCACUGAGGAUGAAGAGAAAUCAGCAGAGAUCACGGAGUCGAUUCAUAAGCAGUAUUCACCUUGAUGAUGACCUGAAGUCAAGAAAAGCAGACCUGUGCAGUGAAACACGGUUUAUCAACGCCUCAGUCAGCUUACACUCACAAUAAAAACACACCAUACAUAAAAAAGCAGCCGAUACAUUAUGCAUCUAUUAACAAUGAACAAAAUGCUCAUUUCAGCAGGACACACACGUGGUAGAAAAGAGCACAAAAAAAGUGUUUGGUUGAAGUGGAUUUGAUUAAGACUUUAAUGUAUAAAAUGUGGGUUUUCGCACAUGUAGUGUACUGAUAAAAAAGAGCUGCUGAAUCAAACUUAAACAAAAUAUGAAUAUAAUUUCAAAUACUUUAGACAAAAUAUUACUGUAUUUCAAUUUGGCAACACUGAACAUGUUAAAGAGAUCGAUCUCCAAAAAAAGUAAACUUCUGUCAUCAUUUACUCACCCCUUUACCUUCUGUUGUACAAGUAAAUAUAUUCAUGCUAAAGAGGAUAUUUUUCCCUAUCAUAGAUGCUGGUUUCCAACAUUCUUCAAAAGAAAAGAAAAUAAAUGUAUAUAU